Hyalella azteca is the source of this 1067-nucleotide messenger RNA. RefSeq lists its product as uncharacterized. The transcript has 4 exons. Lineage: Eukaryota; Metazoa; Arthropoda; Malacostraca; Amphipoda; Hyalellidae. The record is from RefSeq and is a predicted model, not a curated record. The coding region runs from base 1 to 462 and encodes 153 amino acids.
AUGUGCAGAGUUAAGCGUUUCGAGGGCUGCAUCAGGACGGCUGCAGGUGUCGAGGCUCUGGCAGCCGUCGCAGCCUCAGCGUCGCUGACCAUCCGCCACAAAGCUCCGCUGAACCUCAGCGUCCUGCGAGGCAAAUAUAUAUACCUCAGCGUUUAUACGAUAGUGACAGCCACAGCCGUGUCAGCAGUGCCACUACCAGACACGCCUCCUCCCCUGCUGUUCGUGAUGGUAUCGACGGCGGGGAGCUGGGAGGCUGUGGCCCGGACGGUGCAGGCUUAUGCACCCAGCAGCAAGAGGUACGCGGCCAUUAGCCUGAGCAAGCGAGAACUUAGCGCGGAGGAGGAGCGACGGCUGCUGGCGCUCCUGCACCAAGAGGGGAUAAGGACCAGCGACACAGGCGCCUCGUGCAGCGACAUCGACGAUGUGGGCUGGCGCCGUCUUCGCAUUUGCGACGACCUGUGAUUUCCUGUCCGUGACGUGGACCCAGCCAACGAGAAGUGGCGCCGAUUCUGGAGUUCCUGCAUUGCUGGAACCCAUAACGCGGACUGACCGUCAUAUCCUGCUGUAUCCGUGGGUUGUUUGUGCAUGUCAGCUGUCCUGUGACGUUUAGAGCAGUUAAUCAUUAUAAUGUCGCUGAACUUUUCGCUGGAGAGUUCCAUGCUUUCCACGUCGGUAACCACGUUUGAUAAAAUGCUACUUCAGGUGCUACAUUCACUAGUUGUCUUGUUUAUUUAGGAUUGUUUUGAUAUGUCUAAAUUAGCGAAGAGUUCCACGUUUCUUCUCCAGGCUGGAAGGCCUCGUGAGCUUUAUUGCCCGCCUGCCAAGCCAUGCCAACGGCUAAGCAUGGCACGCCCGUAUUUAUAUAACGUGUCCAUGUUUGCUGCGUGCAGGCGGCCUGGUUAUUUAUUGAUUGCAUCUUCACUGCAAUGACUUAUUCUCCAAGCUGGCCUAUUAUUUAAUAUUAAUAUAUUGACUGUGCAGCAAUGCAACAGUGCAGUGAUGAACCAGCGGCGAGUGCUCGAGUGCUCGCUCUUGCUGCAAUAAAUUAUUCACUAAUGUUGUAUAUA